GCCAAGCAAGGAAGGGUGCACUGGUGGUACUACUCGACUGUGCGCUUUGCGCAAGUUAGCUUUUGCUCAGAAUCGAUAAAAGUUUAAUAAGCGUUUGUUCUUAUCAAGCGUGUAUUUUGAUCUUGAUAGGAAGAUAUGGCAUCGAUUGAGAAGGAAAAGGGAAUGUCAAUAUUUUUGGAUGUGUUUCGACGGGCAGACAAAAAUGACGACAACUGUCUGUCAUGGGAUGAGUUUCGAUCUUUCUUCACUGAUGGCGUACUGACCUCCAGUGAACUGGACACGCUGUUUCAUGAGAUUGAUACCCAUAACACCACAAACAUUGACACUGGAGAACUCUGCACAUACUUCUCAAAGCAUCUUGGACCUUACAGGGAGAUAUUUGCCGCACUGGAGGACAUCAAUAGCUCCGUGUCCACAGCUCUGCAAACAACUGCCACGGAGUAUCCGGAGAAGAACUUCCAGGACCAGUUUUGCGUUCGCUUCCUCUUAAAGGAAGUCCAGACCCAGUUGGCAGCACUGCUAGGGACCAUUGGUGCAGCAUCGGACCACUUGGAAGAGGAAGCAGUGAAGAACAGUGAUGAUGACGAAGGUAACACAAGGUCUGGGCAGACUCAGGUUCACUUUGACGAACCCCCUGUCAGCACCAAGGCUGGCUGGCUAGCUCGGCGUGCCAAACGACAGCUGUCAACCCAGACAAGCAUUCCUUUUGACAGUGCAAGCAUGAAUGCUUUCUUCACCCAGGUGAACCGCCUUCAGGAGAUGCUGGACAAGCUUGAGAACAGAGUGACCCUUGACCCUGUGGAUGAAGAGAUUGUCAAAGAUGACAGCAACAUGCUAAUGUUGGUGGCCAGGAAGCUGUGCGUGCUGGAGUCUGAGGACAAGCCCUUCCGAUCCACUCUGAGGACCUACGUGGAGGCAGCUGCCAAAAACGACGGAUGCCUCAACCUGAGUGUGAGAUCCUAUUCUGGGACGAGCAAUUUUGUCCUGUAUGAAAUGUGGGACUCGGAGGAGUCUUGGAAGAACCAUUUUGGAUCCAAUGUUUCCAAGGCAUUUCGCCACAGCAAUGUGGAUCAUUUGGAGAAACCUGAGGAGAUGUCCAACUUGGCAAUACCAGCAUCUUGGAUCUCAGACUCCUCGCCCACGUGUGUCAUCUCUGGUACAGCCUAAUGUCACGUCUGCCACGUGUGUAUGCAUGCCAUAGAUGUGCGUCAUCAGAGUUAUUUUUAUUAGUUAUCGCACAAGUGCGAGUGGAACACAGAAAAGAGUACCAAAGUGUGAUGUCACUGUGAACCAGAAAGUGUCGUGCAAACGAAUGGAGUACGCGCGCGUGUUG
Messenger RNA from Acanthaster planci (crown-of-thorns starfish), 1333 nucleotides. RefSeq names its product N-terminal EF-hand calcium-binding protein 1-like. Gene Ontology annotation, cellular component: cytoplasm. Gene Ontology annotation, molecular function: calcium ion binding. Lineage: Eukaryota; Metazoa; Echinodermata; Asteroidea; Valvatida; Acanthasteridae. The record is from RefSeq and is a predicted model, not a curated record. Gene Ontology annotation, biological process: regulation of amyloid precursor protein biosynthetic process.